Messenger RNA from Fusarium tjaetaba, 1362 nucleotides. Its product is annotated as CK1 CK1 CK1-G kinase. The record is from RefSeq and is a predicted model, not a curated record. Gene Ontology annotation, molecular function: ATP binding; protein serine/threonine kinase activity. Gene Ontology annotation, biological process: signal transduction; endocytosis; peptidyl-serine phosphorylation. Gene Ontology annotation, cellular component: cytoplasm; nucleus. The transcript has 3 exons. NCBI's taxonomy places the organism in Eukaryota, Fungi, Ascomycota, Sordariomycetes, Hypocreales, Nectriaceae. Bases 1 to 1362 code for a protein of 453 amino acids.
AUGGCUUCGUCAUCAUCCAACGUGGUCGGUGUCCACUACCGAGUUGGCAAGAAGAUUGGAGAGGGAUCUUUUGGUGUAAUUUUUGAAGGCACCAAUUUGCUCAACAAUCAGCAAGUCGCUAUCAAGUUUGAACCUCGCAAGAGUGAUGCCCCCCAACUGCGAGAUGAGUACCGGACUUACAAGAUCCUUGUGGGCUGCCCUGGUAUUCCGAAUGUUUACUACUUCGGCCAGGAGGGUCUCCACAACAUUCUCGUGAUCGACUUGCUCGGUCCUUCCCUUGAGGAUCUUUUUGAUCACUGUGGCCGAAGGUUCUCUAUUAAGACGGUUGUCAUGGUUGCCAAGCAAAUGCUUUCGAGGGUUCAGACCAUUCACGAGAAGAAUCUCAUUUAUCGCGAUAUCAAGCCCGACAACUUCCUCAUUGGCCGCCCUGGCACCAAGGCUUCCAGCGUGAUCCAUGUGGUUGACUUCGGCAUGGCCAAGCAGUACCGUGACCCGAAGACGAAGCAACAUAUCCCAUACCGCGAGCGAAAGUCCCUUUCUGGAACUGCACGAUACAUGAGUAUCAACACCCAUCUUGGCCGUGAGCAGUCCCGCCGAGACGAUCUCGAAGCUCUUGGUCAUGUCUUCCUGUACUUUCUUCGAGGUGGUCUUCCUUGGCAGGGAUUGAAGGCAGCCACCAACAAGCAGAAAUAUGAGAAGAUUGGCGAGAAGAAGCAGACAACUGCUAUCAAGGAUCUCUGUGAGGGUUUUCCCGAGGAAUUCUCCAAGUAUCUGACGUAUGUCCGAAAUCUGGGGUUCGAAGACACUCCUGACUACGAUUACCUCCGGGAGCUCUUCACGCAGGCUCUCAAGAACACUGGCGAGGUUGAGGAUGGCGAGUAUGACUGGAUGAAGAUUUCGAAGGAUUCGGGAAAGGGAUGGGAUUCGAAGAACCACAGCGGCGCGUACCUCCACAACCCCAACGUGCGGCCUGGCCCCUCUCAGAUGGAGCUGCACAGCGGCCACCGUCCCGGGAAUACCACCUCUCACCAACAAGCACAAAACCUUACUGUCGGCCGUUUAAACGCCGCGCAACCCCCUCCUCCGUCUCCGAUCAAGCAGAUGGGCAAGCAGAGAGAUCGGCCAAGCGCCCCCGGCGCCUUGUCAGCGCAGAGGGGGAGCGGGGUUGGGGGUCUUCGGGACAUGACCACACCCACUGGCUCGACCCAGGCUCAGUUCCAGAACAGUGCCCAGAACCUGCCUCAGCAGCCGAGGACGUCCCAGCAAGGCCAGGCGACUCAGGCCGCCCAGGCUAGCGGCCAACAGGCCAAUCCUCAGCCCAGUGGCUUCCAGAAGCUGAUGAAGACCCUAUGCUGUGGUUAA